GCAAAACAGCCCAAUUAAGAAAUCAGAUAACAACCUUCACUCAAAAAGAAGGGGAGUCAUUGUAUGAUGCAUGGGAGAGGUACAAGGAUCUUCUAAGGAUGUGUCCACAUCACGGGUUAGAGGAUUGGCUCAUAAUUCACACUUUCUACAACGGUCUUCUCUACAACACAAGGAUGACCGUGGAUGCUGCAGCGGGUGGUGCAUUGAUGAACAAAAGUGUACGAGAUGCAAAACAACUCAUAGAGGAUAUGGCACAGAAUCAUUUCCAGUGGUCAGGAUUGACACGAUUGACAUGGUGGUUAGAGAAGAUUUUACCAGAGAUAUCUCAAGUGAUCCACUUGAGAAAUGUUUAGUAAAGAAUGGGGUACCAGAUGAUGAUGAUCAGGAAAUAACUUCCUAUGUUACAAUGCUUGAUGAAAAGCCAACCUACACCAAAACCACCUACAUCAAAGAACCUGAUAUAGUGGUCGAAAUUACAAGGGGGCUGAAUGACCAGGUUGUGUCUGUAAACACAGCUGUGUCAAAAAGCAGCAGAAACAGCCCAGAACAGGUUUGUGAAGAGAAAACUGCACCUGGGAAGAUGCUGAAUAAUGAUUCCACACGGCCAUGGUGUGUUCGUAGACACAGUCGUGUCAAAAAGCAGCAGAAGAAGUCUAGAACCAGUCCAUCUCCACUAGUUGAAGAGGAACAUAAGGCACAUUAG
Molecule: messenger RNA, 703 nt
Organism: Asparagus officinalis (garden asparagus)
Lineage: Eukaryota; Viridiplantae; Streptophyta; Magnoliopsida; Asparagales; Asparagaceae
Exons: 2
Coding region: 71-703 (210 amino acids)
Source: RefSeq, a predicted model, not a curated record